Trypanosoma rangeli is the source of this 1401-nucleotide messenger RNA. RefSeq lists its product as uncharacterized. The transcript has a single exon. The coding region runs from base 1 to 1401 and encodes 466 amino acids. The record is from RefSeq and is a predicted model, not a curated record. Lineage: Eukaryota; Euglenozoa; Kinetoplastea; Trypanosomatida; Trypanosomatidae.
AUGCUUGUAGGACACCGACCCCGGCUAACGGUGCUUGAGAUGAGAAGUCAAGCCGGUGUACGUGGGAUCCUUCUACCAGCACAGAGCGGUGCAGCUUGCUGGAAGGGGGCAACGCUGUUGCAGCGCCGUGGAUGCCGCAGGCAGGGCGAAAUGACUUCGUCGAUGGCGGCAUUAUCAAACGCUUCGCGAGACGGCCGAGACCCGAUGACAACACUCACGGAUGUUUUUAAGGCUCAUCCAUCCGCGCUUCGCUUGCAUCGGGAGCUAACAAUUUGUCUUUCAAAUGGUGAGGCGAAGAGGGCUGCGGAUCUUGCGUCUGUACUCGCAGAAACUGUUAAGCGCGUCUGCAAACAAAUGAGAGAAGGGACCGAGGAGAAGACAGAAGGCACACCACUUUCUACACCCGUCGGCCCUUCUGAAACAACGGCCGCAAAUGAUGUCAAGGAGUAUGCGCUUCCCGUGGGGCCGGAAGACAUUGAAUUCUCAACGGAAGCAACGCGUCGUUAUGUCCUUGAUAAACACUCCGAUGACAGCGCCGAGGCAUUCAUCAAGGCUGAGAGAGAGCACCCCCGUUCAGGAGAUUCAGGUAUCCCUGUUUGUGGUAACCCACCCUUCUGGAAGCAGCCGAGUGCGUUGCGGGUAACGCUGCUAGAGACCUCUUUUGAGAUGACGCUGACUGAUGGCGAGGAUGCCGAGAAUCCGCUUUGUCCACGAAGUACGGAGGUGGAAGAGCAUGAAAAGAAUAGGAUGGCUCUUCUGGACGAAUACUUGACACGAGAGAAGAAACGUUGGGAACUGCAGAAGGGGGCUAUUGGGCGUGCUGUGCUCACGACGGCGCAAACACUCGGCCUCACGCCAGAACAUCUUCACAGUGCACUGGGGGAGAAGAGUGGCACUACACAUAUUGCAGGCCAGGAUGGGCGUUUUAGUGUCCUGAAACACUGCAACUUAAUUAUACGGGGAGAGGCACCAGAGGUGGAACUUAUGGCGAAGGAGGCGGCUGGACGUGUGCGGGCAGCGGCUGAGGAAGAGCUUGAGGUGCUUGCGAGCCGCAUGGAGAGACGUGGGUUACCGCUCACACCACAAGAGAGGGAGCUAGCAUUAUUUGAGCUUGUUUUGACAAAAAGUAAAAUGCGGUACGUUGUUGGCCUGCAUCGCGAGUUACAGGUGGCGUUGGACGCUUGUGAGGCUCUUCGGCGCGAGGCCUCUCAACAGCGAAUUUUCUCUGGUUCAGAAUUUUUUACUCAGAAAGUUGUUGAGAAACUUAACAAGGUCGCACCUGAUGAUAGUGAGACGAGUGCAGAAGACGUUGAGCUGAUUGAGAUCCUCUCUGCGCCGGUGCUACCCUUUACAUUUAUGCUUAAAAUGUGCCUUUGGUUUGAUGUCCCUCGCGAUGCAUAA